Molecule: messenger RNA, 4120 nt
Organism: Hemibagrus wyckioides
Lineage: Eukaryota; Metazoa; Chordata; Actinopteri; Siluriformes; Bagridae
Product: calpain-1 catalytic subunit-like
Exons: 22
Coding region: 339-2453 (704 amino acids)
Biological process (GO): proteolysis
Cellular component (GO): cytoplasm
Molecular function (GO): calcium ion binding; calcium-dependent cysteine-type endopeptidase activity
Source: RefSeq, a predicted model, not a curated record
GAACACAGAAACAAGCACAUUGAUUCAUACACUUACCACAGUGUUGAAGAACUCUAGUUUGUGUAGGAUUUUAGACACAACGUGUACAAGUUGAGACCAGCUGUAGUGAAACUGCAAAAAGUGUUGUUGACUGAAACAGACUGGAUGGUCCUUAUACAAGUCAAGGAGUUUUGGGACCAGCCUUCACUUUUUCAACACAUGAACCAGCUUCCAGCUUUUCCUUCACUCUUCACUCCCUAAAACAGUCACAGGGCCAUCCGGAUCCUCAUUGGCUUAACCCUGCACCAUCUCCUGUGUUGUCAUCUCCAUUUUUUGGAUAACUCAAAUCUGCAGCAGUCAUGGAGCCCAUGUACGCUACGGGAAUGGCGGCUAAGCUGCGCAGUCAGUGGGACCGAAAUGAAGGCUUGGGCCAGAACCAUAACGCUGUCAAGUUUUUGGGGCAGGACUACGAGAUGCUGAGGGCACAAUGCCUCCAGAGCAGGACCUUGUUUGAGGAUUCCUACUUUCCUGCCUGCACCUCCUCACUGGGCUUUAAUGAGCUCGGGCCCCGUUCCUCCAAAACACAAGGUGUACGCUGGAUGAGGCCACCGGAGUUCUGCUCUCGCCCCCAGUUCAUCAUGGAUGGAGCCACUCGUACAGAUAUCUGUCAGGGAGCACUGGGUGAUUGUUGGCUGCUGGCUGCUAUCGCCUCUCUUACCCUUAAUGAUAACCUGCUGCACCGUGUGGUUCCACAUGGACAGAGCUUUAGCGAGGGCUACGCUGGGAUCUUUCACUUCCAGUUCUGGCAGUUUGGUGAGUGGGUUGAUGUGGUGAUUGAUGACAGGCUGCCGGUUAAAGACAAGAAACUGCUGUUCGUGCACUCAGCGGAAGGCGGCGAGUUCUGGAGCGCCCUAGUGGAAAAGGCCUAUGCCAAGCUGAAUGGCUGCUACGAGGCUCUGUCAGGCGGCAGUACAUCCGAAGGCUUUGAAGACUUCACGGGUGGUGUGACGGAGAUGUACGAGCUGAAUAAACCUCCUGCUGAUCUUUACAACAUCAUAAAGAGGGCUGUGGAGAGAGGAUCACUGCUGGGCUGCUCCAUAGACAUCACCAGUUCUCGUGACAUGGAGGCUGUCACCUUUAAGAAACUGGUUAAAGGCCAUGCCUACUCUGUAACAGGAGUGGAGGAGGUGGUUUUCAGGGGAACCCCCACCAAGCUGGUGCGCAUCAGAAAUCCCUGGGGAGAGGUGGAGUGGACUGGAGCUUGGAGCGAUAAUGCUAGAGAGUGGGACAGUGUGGAUGCGUCCAGCAGGAGCAAACUGCAGAACCGCAGCGAAGAUGGGGAGUUCUGGAUGUCUUUCCAGGACUUCCUGCAGGAGUUCAGCAGGUUGGAGAUCUGUAACCUGACAGCAGAUGCUUUGAAUGUUAGUCAGGUGAAGAAGUGGAGCACGUCUCUCUACCAGGGUGAAUGGAGGAGAGGCAGCACGGCUGGAGGCUGCAGGAACUUCCCAGCUACAUUUUGGCUCAACCCUCAGUUUAAGGUCAAGCUGACAAACCCGGAUGUAGCAGGACAUAGCGAUUGCACCUUCUUAGUGGCUCUGAUGCAGAAAGACCGCAGGAAACAGCGAAAAGAGGGCAAAGACAUGGAGACCAUCGGCUUUGCAAUAUACGAGGUUCCCAGUCAGUUUGUAGGUCAGUCAGGAGUUCACCUGAAGCGAGAUUUCUUCCUCACACAUGGCUCCACUGCUCGCUCAGAGCUCUUCAUCAACCUGCGUGAGGUCAGUUCACGCUUCCGCCUUCCUGCUGGAGAAUACAUCGUUGUCCCAUCUACGUUCGAGCCGCAGAAAGAAGGUGACUUCGUGUUGCGUGUCUUCUCUGAAAAACCCGCUGACUCAGAGGAAAUGGAUGACGAAAUCAAAGCUGAUCUUCCCCAAGUGAAUUAUUUGGAUGAGAGUCAAAUUGAUGCCGGAUUCAAGAGUCUCUUCAGACAGCUGGCAGGACCGGACAUGGAGAUCAGUGUUAUAGAGCUCCAGACCAUUAUGAACAGAAUCAUCAGCAAGCAUAAAGACCUGAAGACAGAUGGCUUCAGCCAGGAGGCGUGUCGCAGUAUGAUUAACCUCAUGGAUACAGAUGGCAGCGGCAAGCUGGGACUCACAGAGUUCCAUGUGCUGUGGGAGAAAAUCAAAAACUAUCUGGAAGUGUUCAGGAAGUUUGAUGUGGACAAGUCUGGUACAAUGAGCUCAUAUGAGAUGCGUAUGGCCCUUGAAUCAGCAGGCUUCAAACUGAACAAUCAUAUAUUCCAGCUGAUUAUUCUGCGCUACACAGAGAAAGACCUGACUGUCGACUUCGAUAACUUCGUCACCUGUCUAGUGCGCCUGGAGACUAUGUUCAAAACCUUUUACACGCUAGACACUGACACUGAUGGAUUCAUCUCCCUAGACUUUAACCAGUGGCUAUCUUUGACAAUGUUUGCUUAAACAGACGGACAUCUGGAUGCCUGUCUUCUUGCACUGAGACCCAUAUCUCCCUCCAUCUGGUCCAGAAGUGCCUUCUUCAUAUUUUUUUAUUAUUAUUGCUCAAGGUGAUGGUAUGCAAUCAGUAUUUUAGUCCAGACUUUCUCUUUCUCUUUUUAAAGGUGUACUGAUUUAAGGAGUGGUUAAAGGGUUUAUGUUCUAUUGUGUCAUAUAAGAAACCAGUCUCUGUUCUGUGUGUUAUUUACUCAUAAGCCAGAUCAGUAAGCCACAAUCUGAGAACACCAUACAUGUAAAGUCAUUAGUUUCUGCCUUAUAAAAAAAAAAAAGUGCCAGACAGUGUAGUGUUUACAGCCUCUCUGACCAGCCAUUUGAAAGCAAGCAUACUUUUCCUGCCAACUGAAAGGAUUCUGAAACUUACCUUGUUACCAAAUGUUUUCACUUCCUGUGCCAUAGGGAUCACUAUCUUUUCAGUCUUAUCUGUCAGUCAAUUCCAGUUCAGGCUGUUUCACUGUGUGUGAGGAAAGAUUCCGUAAUUGACAUUAUUUAAAAAGAGGAACCAAAAGAGUCAGCAUUAAUACAUCAUAAAUACAACAUAGUACAUAACAUUUAAUAUACACUUAAAAAAAAAUAAACCAAAUAAGCUAAAUUAUCAACAACUGCAUUAAUCAAUAUUUAUACUAUCAGUAAUUAAAAGUGAUUCCAACAUGACCAAGAAAACAACACCUUCAUGAGCCCAGAUAAAAAACAGGGCUGCAUCAGGAAGGGCCUCACUGAUGGUAUAAAUAUUGGAUAAUGCAAGUGUUGAUAAUACCUUAUUUGGUAUUCCUGAACAGGGAGCAGCUGAAAAAACAACAACAAUUUAUGGUCCAUUCUAACUGACAUUAUUGGUUGUUUAUGUUAACUAAUGCAUUGGGAAAAGAGAGGGUUAAUAUAGAGUGAUAGCAGGAAUUUGUCUGUCUUUUAUUGUGUGUGUAUGUGGGUGUGUGUUCGUGCAAGCUUUUGAAACACAGUCUGGUUAUUGUAACUAAUUUGUUAAAUACAAAAAUAAAUACAAAAAUGUUUAGAUGUUUAUGGAACUGUAGGCAAUGUAACCCAAAACCUGCAUGAACUGUGAUUUCCUGGGUACUAUGCGAUCUGGGAAUUUGGAUGCCAUUUGGUUCUUAUUUUUUUAGCAUGUCUGGUAGGUUUUGUUUUUGUUACUGGCCAGGAACAUUAAAAAAUAAUAAUAAUUACAAAUCAGCAAUCAAUUUCAUACCUAAAAUCUGCUAAAGAAAUCUCCACUUAGAAUGCAGGAGGAUGAAAUUGCCCGUUACUACAGUAGCUUUGGUGAGAUUUCUGCAGGGAACAGUACUUUUUGUUAUGAAAGGCAAUUUUACAGACAGUUCUAGUUCCUAUCAAUCUGAUUUGAAUAUUCAUACAAAACAAAUGGCAGGGGUGAAAUGAAAUGACUUCAUGUUUAAAUGCUGAUUCAGAGACAGAUAUGUGGAAAUAAAUAGAUGAUUUUAUAUUACAUUGCCAAAUACAUUAUUCUAUAAAAAGCCAUGAAGACAUGCUGUUAAUUCUGUUCUGUUCAUGCCUGUAUUGUGUUCUGUGCAGUGGUCAAAAGGCACUUGCUGAGUUUUAUGUAUUCAAAAAUGUAUCUGUUCAGUAAAUAUAUUUUUAAAAUACAA